Molecule: messenger RNA, 2430 nt
Organism: Myotis brandtii (Brandt's bat)
Lineage: Eukaryota; Metazoa; Chordata; Mammalia; Chiroptera; Vespertilionidae
Gene: CPA4
Product: carboxypeptidase A4
Exons: 11
Coding region: 42-1307 (421 amino acids)
Biological process (GO): proteolysis
Molecular function (GO): metallocarboxypeptidase activity; zinc ion binding
Source: RefSeq, a predicted model, not a curated record
ACAGCUUGACUCAGCCCCGGUGUGACAGACACCUUUGGGACAUGAAGUGGAUACUGUUCUUUGGGGCCCUUAUAGGGCCCAGCAUCUGCGGCCGAGGGAAGUUUUUUGGGGAUCAAGUUUUUAGGAUUAACGUCAGAAAUGGAGACGAGAUCAGCAAAGUAAAUGAGCUAGUGAAAUCAGACAACUUGAAGCUCAGCCUCUGGAAAUCUUCCUGUUCCUUGGGUCACCCUGUGGAUGUCCUGGUCCCGGCUGUCAGUCUGCAACCAGUCGAAUUCUUCCUCAAGUCCCAAGGCCUAGAUUACUCAGUGACAAUUGAAGACCUGCAGGCCCUUUUAGAUAAAGAAGAUGAAGAAAUGCAAUACAACCAAGAGCAAGAACGGAGCAGUAAUAACUUCAACUACGGGGCCUAUCAUUCCCUGGAAGCUAUUUACCAGGAGAUGGACAGCAUUGCUGGAGACUUUCCUCACUUGGCGAGCAGGGUGAAGAUUGGGCAUUCGUUUGAAGACCGGCCAAUGUAUGUACUGAAGUUCAGCACUGGAAAAGGCAGUCAGCGGCCGGCCAUUUGGCUGAACGCAGGCAUUCAUUCCCGGGAGUGGAUCUCACAGGCCACGGCCAUGUGGACUGCGAGGAAGAUUGUCUCUGAUUACGGGAAGGAUCCAGCCAUCACCUCCAUCUUGAAGAAAAUGGAUAUUUUCUUGUUGCCUGUGGCCAAUCCUGAUGGAUAUGUACACACGCACACUGAAAACCGACUUUGGAGGAAGACACGGUCCCUACAUCCUGGAAGCCCCUGUAUUGGUGUUGAUCCAAAUAGAAAUUGGAACGCUAGCUUUGCCGGAGGGGGAGCCAGUGGCAAUCCUUGCUCCGAAGUGUACCAUGGACCCCAUGCCAAUUCAGAAGUAGAGGUGAAAUCGGUGGUAGAUUUCAUUCAAAAGCACGGGGAUUUCAAAUGCUUCAUCGACCUGCACAGCUACUCGCAGCUGCUGAUGUAUCCGUAUGCGUACACAGCCAAGGAGGCCCCGGAUGCUGAUGAGCUGGACGAGGUGGCGAGGCGUGCGGCUAAAGCUCUGGCUUCCCUGUCUGGCACUCAGUACCGCGUGGGUUCUACCGCUACCACUGUCUAUCAAGCUAGUGGGAGCAGCGUUGACUGGGCGUAUGAUAAUGGCAUCAAGUAUGCAUUCACUUUUGAGUUAAGAGAUACUGGGCACUAUGGCUUCCUCCUGCCAGCCGACCAGAUCAUUCCCACUGCAGAGGAGACCUGGCUGGGGCUGAAGACCAUCAUGGAGCAUGUGCGAGACCACCUCUACUAGAUGAGGAGCCCGCUUUGUCUGCACUUACAUAUCCCCCACGUAGGUGCGCAUGCUGAAGCCAUAUUAAAGGGAGAUUGUUCCUUCACAUGUGCCAGAGCCCUCUGGCUUUGGAGAGGACAGAGGCCAGCCCCUCUCCACUGCCCCUCCCUGAAGGUCCUACAUUAUGGUGGCACACCUGAGAGAAGGGCUUCUGUCACUUGCCAUAUUUUUGUCCUGUUGUUUCUCUGAACCCUUUGUAUACCUUUCCUUGGGUCACUCUUAGGAUCACCCCUUACUGGUGGCAUGUCUCUACCUCAUUUUUAGAACAAAAGGGUGUCUGAGAUGGUUCUCUAACCUCAUUCAAUCUAGCCAAGCUUGUGACCUUGCUCUGGUGGGGGCCCCGAGGCAGCUGCUGUGGGAAACAAUGCGAUUGGUCUCAAAGAUGAUACAGAAUGAACUUCCUUUAAUUUCUCUCACUCCUUGAACAUAUUUUUCUUUGAAAAACAAAUCCUGCAUGGUCAUCAGUAUAGGUCAUCUUUGGCCUCCCCGCUUUUUGUUUUUAAGUUUUUGGUCUGAAUAUAAAGUAGGUUGUCACUACUCAUCACUGGGCCCCAAAUUCCCAGAUACAACAGUUCUGAUGAGAUCCUUUUUAUUAUUCAGUGUCACUGGGAUCCCAGAAGGGCAUCUGUGUCACUACAGGUACUGCUCACCCAGACACUCUGAAUAAAGUGAUGAUCUAAUAGCACUAUUGCUAAAUUAUCCCCAUCUGUCCUAUGCGCUCACCUCCACUUCGCCUUUGAACUUACUUCAAAGAUCUUGCCCUCACCCUACAAGUCCUAAAUCACUCCCCUGGCCUGGAUAAUCUCACUGCCUUGGCACAUUCCUGCUUGUGCUCUGGUACCUCGUGUUUCUUUCUUUCUUUUUUUGUCUUCUAUUUUGCACCCUGGCCCAUGAGUACCACGGAGGAGCCAGGCUUCAUCAGUCAGGCUCCGCUUGUUCCAUUCUGCCUUAGCGUGUUCCAUCUGCACCUCCCCCACUUUUUUUUCUUUUUUCAAACAUGUCUGUAAAUCUUAUCCUUCUGCCUAGGAUUUGUGCAGCAUCUGGUGUGUGCUCAUAAGCCAAUAAAUAUUCAAUAUGAGUCUUA